UGAUAUAAACCGUCACCAUCAGUAUCAUAGCCAUGAGUGCUGAAAAAUUUCGCGCGAGUGCCGAAAGCGGGGAGGUUCCGGUUGAUUGCCAUGAUCAGGUGUUACAAAUAGCAUAUAUCUAUUCGGAUGAAGGGAUGUGGGAUGGCAACGGAAUCUUCGAUGUCUUGGAUAAGCUCCAUGCGCGUGGGUGGUCAUUUGGUCAGGGAGAUCUGAAGUUCAAUCGCACUCUGGAUAUAUCUUACCUGGCUCAAAUAGCAGCCGGCUUCUAUCGCUCCAACUUCCAAACCGACGACGACCCCCUCUCAGCAGACGAGUUCGACGCCUUCUACGCCCAGCACCACCAGUUGCUCAACCAGGACGCGUGGAGACAGUACUACUCGCCAACUUUUCUCGCGCAAGCAACCUCGGCUCGCUUCUACCGCCUCCCGGACUUGCAAGACCUACCAGACUCAAGCGGCCCGCUCGGGGAGCCGCGACAAAAAGGAAUCGGCCACUUUACCAAACUUCCCCGCUGGGCAUAUAACGCCGCGCGGACCCCUAAGAGAUCGCCAACUCUCUCCGUAGCAACCAUCACUCAAAUCGCUCUCUCCACCCUCCAGCAGACUACCUUGCGCCUACAGAAGGACCACCCAAGCGUUCAACCUUACUCAGCGACUCAAGCCAGCUUCUGGCUCAAGCACAUGAAUAUAGAUUUUCCCGGCCCCUUUACUAAGAAGCAGAAACACAGACUCAACGAAUUCGAUGUGUUUGCCGCGCAAGGAGGCUACGAUAUAUGGGCGUGGGAAGCGCACUACUCGCCGAAACUAUGGGACUCGAUAGAAGCGAGAAUCGCGCCCCUCGAGCCAGAUUUGGAUGGGACACUCAAGAGCGAGGUGAUGUGGUGUGGGAUGCCGGAUGGUUGUUAUGUGGAAUGGGCGGCGCGGGGAAUAGGGUGGGAACCGGAGGUGGGGGGUGAGGAGGAGAUUCAGUUCUUGGCUGAGAUUGCGGUGAAAGAGACGGAGAGUAUUGAGGUGGGUAAUUGGGACUAUGAAAUGCGAUCGCACUUGCUCCUAGGGGUGAUGCAUGCUGUGUUUCAGACUGAGCGGGAAAAGCAUGUGGAGGGUCUGAAGCAGAGGAUCGUUGAGUCUGGCAUUUAUGAUGAGAUUAAGGUCGAGCAGUGGAUUCAAGAAGUUCGGGUGGUCAUAGAGCCGUACAUGCAGAAGUUGGAGGUUUGGCCUCCCACAGUUGAGGAUCGGAGUGGAUUAUUACGGCAUAUCCUUACGGAGAAUGGGCAGCUUUUCGCAGGAUGGAGGCUUUCAGACACAUCCAAAGAGUUUGAUUUCCAGCUGAAACCAAAGGAAUAACAUACAUCCCACCCAAGUUGGGC
This is a messenger RNA of Pseudogymnoascus verrucosus, 1366 nucleotides long. RefSeq lists its product as uncharacterized. The transcript is spliced from 2 exons. NCBI's taxonomy places the organism in Eukaryota, Fungi, Ascomycota, Leotiomycetes, Thelebolales, Thelebolaceae. Bases 33 to 1343 code for a protein of 436 amino acids. The record is from RefSeq and is a predicted model, not a curated record.